AUGGACCUCGGCCAUGGAGGCCUGCGCCGACAGGCCUUCUCCAAACUCGCGGCCCUCUCCUCCAUCCGGUCCUCGACGCGCGAGGCAGAAUUCAAGCGUCUCACCUCGUCGGCACCAUCCACCAAGUCUCAAGGGAACGGCGGUGUUCUUGAUGGAGUCCUUCGAGCUAUCGCACCCACUUCGAGGGUGCCCAUGUCGCCCCGCGAACUCGAUGUCUUGCUCGCGUUGUGCACGAGUGCACAUGAUUUGCACGAGCUGUCUCAUGCCGACCGUUUAGUCAAACAGUUGACUGCUUACCUGCCCGAGUCACACCUACAGGUGUUCUCAUCUUCGCCCUUCAUUCAAGAAAUCAGGCCCGCCCCAUGGACGGCCCUCACGUUUCAACUCACAAAGGCGCUUCUCGUCCUCGGGCUCAGGUUUCCCCCGUUGAAAGAUGCAGUCGCAUACAGCAUCACGUCGUAUACGCAGAACUGGUCCAAGUCUGCUUCGGCACUGGCCGCUGUGGGGGUUGGUGAGCAGAAUGCAAACGAGGACGAAACUCAAGAGAUUGCAGCGAUAACGGUGUCGUUGAUCGGAUUCCUCGAUGCGGCGGCCGCCCAUGGGAGUUUCUGGUCCCCCUACGAGACAGUCGAACUUACUCGGUGCUUGAAAGAAGCUUUGUCAGAGCGAUUCCUGAUAGCCGUUGAGACUGCUUCGUCGGCUAUCCGAAACUCCACCUCGCCCGAUGCCGCCGAACGAGAUUGGCGAAAAUACCUCAAGAGAUUCGCCGCGCAGGGGCUUCCUGUCGGAGCUAUGUUGCUGCAAAAGGGCUUCAUGAAACUGGUCCUUGCAUGCUCAGCGAGAAUGUCAUGCGGGGAGCACGCAGUAGAAUGCGGAGACAUACUCGAUCAAUACAUCGCCGGCACUCAUCUAAAUCGAGUCAAAGAUGACGGUAUUACUGAUGACAUGGUGGAGUAUCUGGUGGACAUUGUCAGUGAGCAGAUGCGCGUACUGGAGGAUGGCUCGGAUUACCUACAGCUCAGCUCCGUCUGGCAACAGCGUCUUGCCUUUUCUGUCAAGGCAUACGCCGUGGAAGCAUACUUGCAUUGCUUGGUUCUUGACGAUGAAAUUGCUGAUGCUGAGGACCUGGCCGGAUGGCUUGAGGAUUCGAUUGCCAACCAAGUCCAGAUGGCAGAUAUUGACCUUGCGGACAUAGUACUGAAAAGCAUGGCCGUUGUGGCCAAACAUAUCCCUGAGGGUGCCAACAACUACGCCCGGAUCCUGUUAAGAUUUAUUGUCCGAGGCACCUCGAGACCACCAGCAGUUGCCGUCGCUGCGCAAAGCCUGUCGCAUAUUUUGAGGAUGCUGUCACAUGAUGCUGUCAUCACAACGAUAUAUUCACUGGGGAAUGUUCUGAGUUCGCAGACAGGAGCCGAAAAGGUUCACCAGGCUCACGGGACGUUGGACAUCAGUGGCCAAAAUGGUUCCAUGUCUUCUACGACGAGACUACGCACUGGAAGCGUCAUAUCACUCUCCUUGAGUGGCGACGAAGAAACAUCACUGGUCUGUGGAAAUGUUGCAGAUGCAAUCGUCGUCUUGGCCACCGAAUGCAACGACAGCAAAAUCAUUGCUCUGGCACAGAUGAUGAUGCUGCAAAAGGUUGGGAGAAUCAGCGUCGUGGUUGACGCUCGUAUUAUUGAAGAAGCCGCAAAGCUUGCCAUUAUUGGCAAGGAAAACGAGUUCAAGGCCUUGCUCAGACUCUACACUCGACUGCAUCACGAGGCUGUCGUCCAGGAAAAUGCCACUAUUUUACAAUCUGUCCACAAUGGACAAGAAUAUAUUGCAAUCAACUUGGACAACCGCUCGCCACUAUUCAAGAUCUAUGCGAUGCAGCUGCUGGAACGAGUCCUCAGCAAGGGGGAUGUCGUUGAAGGAGAAUUCAAACAGUCUGCGGAAGUCGAACAAGCCGCGAAGGAGAUAGCACCUCUUCUCAAGCCUCUGUCUAUUCUCGCUUCUCGAAAACCCGCUCUGACGAUCGAGAGCACACUUGCCGAAGACGGCGAUGUGCUAAGCAUGGUUAGAGAGGUUUGGUACAAUGUGGCCGUACACGGUAUCACACUCCAGUCCCGCAUCGGCCAGCAACAUUACCAUGAUUUGCGAGUGUUGGCGAUGAACUCGUUGCCCCUCGUGGAUGAUGACCGUGCCGAGCUUCUGGAAUCAGACGUGGAGAUCAACACAGUCCUACGGAGAGGAAUGAACUCUCAUCAUAUGAACGAUCAAAAGAAAGCUCUGCUUUUCGCUAUCCCAGACCGAGAAUCUGACAUCGGCAAGUUGAGUUACCAGAAGGUAGUGUUUUUAAAUGCUGUAUUUCUGGUCGAAAGUCUCCGGGCUGUGUCCGGGAGCUGUGCGGAGAUUCUGGACUAUUUCUCGGACCCGACUACGCAAACUAGCCAUAUGGGAACAUGCCUUGGCUCCAUUGCGAACGAGGUUGUGAAAAGGUACACCCAAAAAGCUGUAGCUGGGAAGGAUGACGACUUCAGCGCACCCUACGUGUCUCGACAACUAGCUCGGAUUUUGAGUGGCUGCUGCCACCGUAGCAGCAAGAUGCAAGAGGUCGCAAGGGCGGCAGCCAACCACAUCAUCAGCUUUGUGCCUUCUGCCUUGUGUCAGAAGUCUGCGUUGUUCGCUUUGCUGGAGCUCCUCUCAUUAAUGUGGUCCAGUUGUCUCGAUGCCGAUACUGACGAGUACGAAUGGCGGUCCACCCUCACCUCUACCAGAGGCAAGAUAACGGUUGAGUUGUCUGACGACUACGCUUUCCGCAAGCGCACUCUGCAAGCCCUGCAUAGUGACGCCAGAAAGUGGGUGACCAUGGUGAUGGGAGUGGCACCUUUGGAUAUCAAGGGCCUCCUUCAGACAUAUCUAUCUGAAUUCGAUGAUACUGGGGGAUACGGCCAUAUUUCAUUGGGCAGAUCUUUCGCUCUGGAGAUGGGCUCCAUGAUCCCUCCAACAGAUCGUAGACUCAACGCCAUUGACCGAAGAAACGAUUCGACAGACAUCAACAUGGCGUCUGAUUUUGUAGCCCAAUAUACCGCUCGACAAGAAUAUCGAUUCACCGGUAUCCCGGACCACCACCGCGACAAUGUCUACAUGGACGACACGACUGGACGAAGAUCUUCACUGCAGAGGCCCUCUACUGAUCCAAUGCCUGUUUUGCAAGAUGCACUCCUCGACCUUCACAAAAGAACAAGUCGGAAGGUUCACGUCAAAGCAUUUGAAGUCAAGGAUGUUCUCCGACGCGCAGCGGCUCUCCUCUGCCAAAGCAAGAAGUCGCAGACAGCUAUCGUUCACUAUCUGGUCAAUAUUCCUUUCGCCAUUUUCACGAAAGAAUCCAUUAAACUUGGGAUUUCUUUGUGGCUUGGGGUCAUUCAUGAGAAUACCAGGAUGGAAGCCCGGAUCUUGACAGAAGUUGCGCAGGCCUGGGAAAGGACGAUUGAUCGAAAAGUCGGCAUCUUCAGUCCCAAAUUCGAGCAACCGGAUCCCUUUUAUGUCAAAGAAGAGUUCGCACCAUCCGACAGAGCCGCCCUGCAUAAGGAAGCGCAAGCGGCGCACAACACCAUUGCCCCCCAUUUCCGGCUGAUGCAGUUUUUCGAGAGUCAUUUUAAUGCCAUCAGACUUGGAAGCGCCAAUACUCAACGCACGUUUAUCCGACUGCUUGAGCGAACUCUUCUUGGCUUUAUCCACAUCAAGGGCCAUCCUCUUUUGCGCGACAUACAAUUUCACACGGUCCUCUUUGCUCUCCGAGUCGUCAAAAACAGUACUUGUCUCAACAAGUUGUCCAUGUGGAAAUUAAAAGAUCUUAUUCUAUCCGUCGGUCUGCAGUGGUUUGCUAAGCCGCCAUUCUGGUCUUUUGGCGGUAAUCGGUUACAAUUAUUAGCUGAAGUCCAAGUUAUGCAAGAUGUUCUAGCCUUGUUGCAAGGAACUCGAACACCCAUCUUCCCAGCGUCGGCGACCAGAAAAGACCCUCAGCAGAAACAGGAGCUGUUGGAAGCUCUCCUCCUGAACGAAAUCAACCGGUUAAACGUUUGGCUAUCGCCUCUUGGUCAUUCGGGACACCAGAGUCAGCCGGACUCUCAUGUUGCCGGCCUUGUUCGAACCGCAUGGGCAGAGGAUCCAGCGCUCGCUGUACAGCUUCUCGCACGGUUCAACAAUGACCAGCUUCGCCGCGACGUCCGAUUCCUACUUAUGAAUCAGCCGGAGAAAGCCUUGCACGAAGCGAAUGCAGUCGAUUUGUUGCUUGGAGAUACUUUGUCGUCAGACCUGUCCUUCCAGUUGAAGUAUCUCCUGUACUGGCGGCCGGUCAACCCUGUUCAAGCCGUAACAUACUUCAUGCCUGCUUUUGGAAACCAUCCAUUCAUCAUCCAGUACGCGAUGAGAGCUGUGGAGAGCCAUUCUGUCGAUGUUACGUUUUUCUAUGUCCCACAAAUUGUACAGGCCCUACGGUACGAUACGCUAGGAUACGUCGAGCGGUACAUCAUCGAGACUGGCAAGUUCUCACAAUUAUUUGCCCACCAGAUUAUUUGGAACAUGAAGGCCAACGCAUACAAGGAUGAGGACUCACAAGUGCCAGAUCCUGUCAAGCCCACACUGGAUAAAGUCAUGAACAGUCUGAUUUCAGGGUUCUCUGGCGAAGACAAGGACUUUUACGAACGGGAGUUUGCAUUCUUUAGUGAAGUGACGGAUAUCUCGGGCAAGCUCAAGCCCUUUAUCAAAAGGCCUAAGCCGGAAAAGAAGGCCAAGAUCGAAGAAGAACUUCGGAAAAUCAAAGUUGACGUUGGGGUUUAUCUUCCGAGCAACCCUGACGGCGUUGUGGUUGGUAUUGACAGGAAAUCCGGGAAGCCGUUGCAAUCUCAUGCUAAGGCACCAUACAUGGCAACUUUCCGGAUUCGCAAAAAGAAGGACGCCUCCAACGAGGAGACAAGCGAGCUGAUCGAAUCAGCGCCGAAGACCCAGACCGCCAACUCCAGAAUAAGUCACAGCCGCAGAAACACCAGUGACAUUUCCAACGUUGAACUGAAUGAUGGGAAUUGGGCGACUUACGAGGUCUGGCAGAGCGCCAUCUUCAAAGUUGGCGAUGAUUGUCGCCAAGACGUCCUCGCGUUGCAGAUGAUUGCGGCUUUCCGGGGCAUCUUCAACUCUAUAGGUCUGGACGUCUACGUCUUUCCGUACCGUGUCACCGCCACGGCGCCCGGCUGUGGCGUCAUCGACGUUCUUCCGAAUUCUAUCAGCCGCGACAUGUUGGGCCGAGAAGCGGUGAAUGGUCUGCAUGAUUACUUCAUCACCAAAUACGGCGGCGAACAUUCGGUGCGGUACCAGGAAGCUCGCAGUGAAUUCGUGAAGAGCAUGGCUGCAUAUUCUGUCAUCACGUACCUCUUGCAAUUCAAGGAUCGCCACAAUGGAAACAUCAUGAUCGACGACAAGGGCCACAUCCUCCACAUUGACUUUGGAUUCUGCUUCGACAUUGCCCCCGGCGGAGUCAAAUUCGAACGGGCACCCUUUAAAUUGACGCCGGAAAUGAUCGCCGUCAUGGGCGGAGAUGACCCUCAUACUAGUCAACCAUACCGCUGGUUCGAAGAGCUCACCAUCAAAGCCUUCCUCGCGAGCAGGCCCUACUGCGACAAGCUCAGCCACUUGGUAAGUCUGAUGCUGGACAGCGGGUUACCGUGUUUCAAGCCCGAGACGAUGCGGAACUUUAAGCAGAGAUUCGUGCUGGACAAGAGCGAGAGGGAGGCUGCGGAGUUUAUGCUGGGUUGUAUCAAGAAGAGCGCGGCGAACGUGACGACCAAGGUGUACGAUGAGUUUCAAUUAAUCACCAACGGGAUCCCGUACUAG
This is a messenger RNA of Fonsecaea multimorphosa CBS 102226, 5868 nucleotides long. RefSeq lists its product as uncharacterized. The transcript has 2 exons. Gene Ontology annotation, cellular component: plasma membrane; cytoplasm. Gene Ontology annotation, molecular function: 1-phosphatidylinositol 4-kinase activity. Lineage: Eukaryota; Fungi; Ascomycota; Eurotiomycetes; Chaetothyriales; Herpotrichiellaceae. Gene Ontology annotation, biological process: phosphatidylinositol phosphate biosynthetic process; phosphatidylinositol-mediated signaling. The record is from RefSeq and is a predicted model, not a curated record. The coding region runs from base 1 to 5868 and encodes 1955 amino acids.